AAAAAAGAGAAAGCUGCAAGUCAUUUUAAAAGUUUUUUCACAAAAAAAGAAUUUCCUAAAAAGCCAGAUGAAUCAAAAUUUGAUAAAUGGUUUGCGCUUCCAUUUCAAUUAAAGCCAAAUCAAAGCAUUGCCCCUAUAAGAAGAAAAAAUGAAAUAGAUGUUAUGCUUCUAGAUAGUUGCAUUGAAAAGGAAUUGGACGGGUUGUCGACCUACAUUGACGAGAAUCUUUCUAAAUUCAAAAAUAUAAAGCUGUUAAGUCGCAGAAGCCAAAGAACUAAAUUAAACAAUAUUUCACUUAAUAAUUCAUCUGUGCUAUCUCCACAGUCAGUGUUAUCUCCACAGCAUCAGAAUAAUUAUUGUAACAACUCAUCUGUUAACUCUUUUGUAUCUCCUGUGUGUCAAAAGGUUGAUGAUGGAAUUAUUUUAAUAGAUGAUGAGAGUUCUUCUGAGGAUGACAAAAUUUGUUCCAGAAAACAAACUUCAAAUCUAGUAAAGUUGCUGCAGUUUUCAGAAAAUACGAGACCAGCCUAUUAUGGGACGUGGAGAAAAAAAUCUAAAUUUGUUACUGGAAGAAAUCCUUUUAAAAAAGAUGAGGAUAUUUUUGAUUACACUAUUGACAGCGAUGAAGAAUGGGAAGAUGAACCAGGUGAAGAUUUAGAUGACCAUAUAGAUGACGAAGAUAAGGAAGAAGAUGAAACUGAAGAUGACAAAGAUGGAUUUUUUGUUCCACAUGGUUAUCUUUCAGACAAUGAAGGUAUUCAAGAAGAUUCUUUUGAUGACGACUUGUUACCAGGUGUUCAAAAUAAAAGUCACGAGGAAAAUACACCGUUGUGUUCUUUUGAACGAGAGUUUCAGAAAAAGUCUAAACCACUAAAACCAAUAUGUAUCGGGAUAAUGUUUUGUAAAUCAUUAGAGACAGUACAUCCUUUGUUAAAAGACUAUAUGAGUGUUGCAUUAUUUCAAACAGACAAUGAUAAAACUGAAGAAAAUUGUGAUAAAAUAGAACCUUUAAAGCUCUCUGAUAGUUGUACUCCACAGAUUGUACCUGAGGAAGCUAUGCCAUUCUUACUUCAAUAUAUUCACGGUAGCUCCACGCGGUUAAGAGAGAUGGUGGUUGAAUUUAUUCAGUUUUGGCGAAAAUACUCAAGAAUGAAAAAUUUAUCCUUUCGGUACGAUAUUUCUAAAAGACAGUUAACCAAUAAAAUAAAAUCUAUUUCUACGCGAAGUUAUAACAAUAAUCUUGGGAAAAUGUGUUAUAUGGUAAAUGAUGUUGUUUUACAGAAUUAUAAGCUUGGGGAAUUAAAAUUAGGAUUGGGCUUGCCUUCAUUUGAUGAAAAUUUUGAUAAUAGUUGUGAAGCAUCAAUUUGUAAAUAGAUAAAACUUCCUUUCAUUGACUUAAAUACCUUUCAACUUUUUCAACUUGAAAUAUAUUUAUUGUUGCAUUUUUAAACAUGUAAAUCGCACAUGCA
Messenger RNA from Hydra vulgaris (swiftwater hydra), 1469 nucleotides. Its product is annotated as chromatin assembly factor 1 subunit A-B. NCBI's taxonomy places the organism in Eukaryota, Metazoa, Cnidaria, Hydrozoa, Anthoathecata, Hydridae. Gene Ontology annotation, biological process: nucleosome assembly. The record is from RefSeq and is a predicted model, not a curated record. Gene Ontology annotation, cellular component: nucleus; CAF-1 complex.